AUGUCAAAGCUCCUCGUCGUCUUUGGAGCAACCGGCCAGCAGGGCGGCUCCGUGGCCAACUACGUCAUCAGCGACCCGGAGCUAUCGAAGCAGUACAAGCUCCGCGGCGUGACUCGCGACUUAUCCAAACCUGCCGCGCAGGCCCUCCAGCAGAAAGGCAUUGAGGUCGUGCAAGCCGACGCGGAUGACAUCGAGUCCCUCAAGCGGGCGAUGCAAGGCGCGCACACCGUGUUCGCCGUGACGACGACCAUCUACGACGAGCAUACCAAGACGAGGGAGGUCCGACAGGGCAAGGCCCUGGCCGACGCCGCCGUGGCUGCCGGAGUGCAGUACUACAUCUUCAGCACCCUGCCGCACGCGGGGAAAUACUCAGGCGGGAAAUAUUCCAAGGUCGACCACUUCGACGCCAAGGCCGAGGUGGAGGAGUACAUCCGCACAGUAUUACCGAUCAAGAGCGCCUUCUUCGCGCCCGGGUCCUUCAUGCAGAACUUCAGCGGGAUGAUGGCUCCUCGCCCGGUAGGCGACGGCACAUACGCCAUCGCCGCCGUGGCCGCUCCGACGACGCAGCUGCCUCUGAUCGACAUCGCGAGCGACGCGGGCAAAUUCGUCGGCACCAUCCUAGCGGAACCAGACAGAUACGAAGGCAAAGUCCUCUCGUCCGCAGCGGGGCUCUACACGAUGGAGGAAAUCGUGCAGAUCAUCAGCAAAGUGACAGGCAAGACGGUGCGAUACAUCCAACUGUCCGAGACCGUCUUCCGUGGGUUCUUGCCCCCGCAUGGCGCGGACCAUCUGGUGCAGAUGCUGCUGUAUUUCCAGGAUGUGGGAUAUUUUGGCCCGAAGACGAAGGACGCGGUGGACUGGACGUUGAGUAAUGUGCGUAGUAAGCCCACGGUGUUUGAGGAGUAUGUUGCUAGGAAUCCGCCUGUGUUGGAGUAG
Molecule: messenger RNA, 936 nt
Organism: Rasamsonia emersonii CBS 393.64
Lineage: Eukaryota; Fungi; Ascomycota; Eurotiomycetes; Eurotiales; Trichocomaceae
Product: NmrA family transcriptional regulator
Exons: 1
Coding region: 1-936 (311 amino acids)
Source: RefSeq, a predicted model, not a curated record